Tilletiopsis washingtonensis is the source of this 515-nucleotide messenger RNA. RefSeq lists its product as hypothetical. The record is from RefSeq and is a predicted model, not a curated record. Bases 38 to 424 code for a protein of 128 amino acids. The transcript has a single exon. NCBI's taxonomy places the organism in Eukaryota, Fungi, Basidiomycota, Exobasidiomycetes, Entylomatales.
GCCGUAACCUCUGCAUGCUGGCGCUGCAUGCUGCAAGAUGCGAGUCAUGGUGACGCUCCCCGUGUGCCUCUCGUGGGCAGCAGCCCACAAGGCCAGCUGCUGCAAGCAGGACGCAGGGUUCAGCUGUAGGUGCAUGUGCCUCCCCGUCAGGUGCAGCUUAGGGCCGAGGUGCACGGUGCAUCCUGCAUCGCGGAUUCGCGGCGCGGCGCGUCCAGCCAACGAGGAGAGGCGGAAGAGCGCCACGCGGUCGGUGCGGCGGGAGACGCGAUCUCGCGGCUUGGCUGGGGCUCCGCAGCUGCCUUCGUUCCUGACCCUCAUCCGGCGCCGGCUGGGCAGCUGCUGCUUCGCAUCUCACCACUCGCACCCGCCGUGCGCACCAUCCUUCCACAUACUCGUCCGUGCACCCUCCUCGCUCGUCCCAUAGCUGCUCUUCCCGCCGGCCAGUCGCUGCGCACCCGGCCGACGCAGAUCUUGUGCACUUUUCGCACGCCGACCUCCACGUCGCACGCCGCGUC